GUGACAGUGAGUGAGCUCUCUCUUCAUCUGUGGGACUUAGUCUAGUUCGUCCAUACGUGUGUAGCCUGGAUUCAUGUGCUAACGGUAACUGGGUCACUAUUGUCCGAGCCUCUCUUCCACGGUAUGCUCUGCCGUUAGGUUCAAUUAAUUGAAUAGCCAUGUUGACUCCAGUAAUUUUGACAUUAGCUGCUUUAUAUACCCCUUUGCUCGCUCAUAGAACACCAGAUCAGCCCGAUGAUAUCCCCCGAAUCACAGUGUAUCCAGUACGCAUUGACAUGCAUGGGGUUGCCUAUCCUCAUCACUUACAGUUUAGGAGAAAAGGCCAAGCAACAUGGCAUGGAAAAACGCGCUACAAAUUCCAAGGCUACAAUCGCACGUGGGUCAUUGAAUUGCAGCCAUACCAUCAUCAUAUGAAAUUUAACCAGACGAAGUUAGAAGUCCGAACUGUUGUCCAAUCAGGAUGCUACUAUAAAGGUCGUGUGAUUGGUGAAAUAAAAUCUUCAGUAAAAGUCAGCCUUUGUGAAGGAAUGACGGGUGACAUUCAUUUAUCUGAGGGUGAUUACGUAAUCUCUCCGUUUUCGUACAAUGCAAGCUCAUUCCAUCCUCAUCAUCUAUCACCUUUGCAACACCCCGACUCGGAGCGCCAGUGGAGGCCUUUGCUUUCUGAAGACGUCCAAUUCUGCGACGUCAAAGAUGAGCACAUGAACCAUGAAAAACAAGAACCGUUGCUCAACCGUUUCGAAUCAGAUUCUCCAUCCAACUCAUCAGCACCUCAUAUCCGAAAAAAGCGGUCUGAGUCCCGAGAGCUACAUUUGGAAGUAUUGGUGGUGGCUGACAGUAAAAUGGCUAGAUACCAUGGACCCAACUUAGAUCAUUACAUUUUAACUUUAAUGUCAACUGUUGCCCUUAUUUAUAAGGAUCCAAGUAUUGGAAACCACAUCAACAUUGCCGUCGUAGAUAUUGUCGUCCUCAAUGAAACAGCUGACAACGAAAUAAUUCAUCAUAUUGCACCUAUUACUCUCAGAAAAUUUUGUCGCUGGCAACACAAGCACAACAGGGCUCACGAUAGUGAUCCCAAACAUUAUGACACUGCCAUUUUAAUCACAAGGGAAGAUCUUUGCCGAUUCCCUGGUGCCUGUGAUACACUAGGAUUAGCACAGUCUGGGAUGGUUUGCGAUUCAGAAAGCAGCUGCGCUAUUGUUGAAGACAAUGGUCUUAGCGCUGCCUUUACUAUUGCGCAUGAAUUAGGACACGUAAUGAGUAUACCUCAUGACGAUGACUCCAAAUGCUCUAGGUUUCAUUCUCAGAAAAAGAAACUGCACGUCAUGGCUAGAAUGUUAGACUACAAUUCCCACCCUUGGAGUUGGUCAGAAUGCAGUCGACAAUACUUAACAACUUUCUUUGAUAUUGGAUAUGGACGCUGUUUAAUGGAUAAACCUGGUAGAAAUCGGUUAUUACUAGACGACGAAUUUCAACAACCACCAGGACAACUCUAUCCCCGAGAUCGGCAGUGUGAACUUGUUUUUGGACCAAAGUCUAGAAUUUGUCCUUACAUGCCCGAAUGCAAGAGGUUAUGGUGUACAAUGGAUGGUGAUUCUGCACAAGGUGGUUGUCGAACUCAACAUAUGCCAUGGGCAGAUGGUACAUUGUGUGGGGAAUCAAAAAGAUGCCAUCAAGGUGAAUGCAUGCGCUACCGACCAGCUGGACUGACUCCCAUUGAUGGUCAGUGGGGUAAAUGGAAACCAUUUGGAACGUGUUCACGAACUUGCGGUGGUGGAAUUCAGCAAGCCUUCAGAGAAUGCGAUUCUCCUAAACCUUCAAACGGUGGACGUUAUUGUACUGGAAUUCGGGUGAAAUACAAGUCUUGUAAUACUCACGAUUGUGCCCGUGGGAGUGGUGAUUUCAGAGCUCAACAGUGCGCAGAGUUUAAUGGUAAAGAUAUUAAUCUGCCAGGUGUACCCCAGUGGUCGACGAAAUGGGUACCACAAUAUACUGGAAUUCCUCCUAAUGACAAAUGCAAAUUAUAUUGCAAGAUCAAUGAUUCCUCCUCUUAUUUUGUUCUACGUGAAAAAGUUAUUGAUGGUACACCAUGUGACUUAGGCUCAUUUGAUAUAUGUGUAAAUGGAAAAUGUGAGAUAGCUGGUUGUGACCAUAUUCUUCAUUCUAAAGUUUCACUUGAUCGUUGUGGUGUUUGUGGGGGAUCUAACAACACAUGCAAAGAAAUAAAAGGGCAAUUUAACAGAAAAGUUGAUUAUGGUUACCAUAAUGUAGUAAUGAUACCACCAGGAGCCAGUAAUCUUAGAGUAAUACAGCACAGUCCAGAUGGAAGUGUCGAUGACAACUAUAUUGCAUUGAAAGAUGCAUCUGAAAAGUACAUUUUGAACGGAGACUUCAUGAUCAGCAUGUUCCCGAAGACUUUAGCAUAUCAUGGAAUAACUAUCGAUUAUUCUGGCAGCCACUCUGUGAUAGAACAUAUAAAUAGUUCUGAUCCACUUACAAAAGACUUAUUUGUCCAGGUCCUGGUUGUUGGAAAGCUUCAGCCACCGAAUAUUAGCUUCAGUUACACGGUUCCUCUUACUGGUACUCAGCUAUACAGUUGGAAACUAGCGACGCAAUAUUCAGAAUGCACAAGAUUAUGUAAUGGUAUAAGUUCUUUAAAGCCUAUAUGUGUUCGAUUAUCGGACCAAUAUCCAGUGAAUGAAGACCAUUGCAAUGAUAUUUCGAAGCCCAGUUUACAAAAAACUCGGAAAUGCAACGAACAUUGUAUCCUUAAAUGGCAAGAUGUUAGCAAGUUAGACUGUUCAGUUCAAUGCCGAAGAGGAAUUCGUCAUAGAAUAAUUAAAUGCAUGAAGGAAGAAAUUUCUACUAGAAUAGCUCAUGCUGUGCCAGAAGAACACUGCAUGCAUUUAGGUCCAAAACCAAGUUCUCAAGAAAAGUGUUCUGUCUCUUGUCGCAAUUCAUCAUGGAUAUAUUCGGAUUGGUCAGAGUGUUCAGUAUCAUGUGGAACUGGUACUCAACAACGUACUUCUGAGUGCCGCAAUGCUGAAAAUAUUAAGCAACCAGAUGAUCAUUGUGAUUCAUCUACUAAAGUUGUGUCAAAAGUAUGUGACCAAGGUCCAUGCCCUCACUGGAUGGUUGGAAACUGGACUGAAUGUUCUGUGACAUGCGGCCUUGGUGUGAAGCAACGACCCUUUUGGUGUCAACAUGAAAACAAAUAUGUCGAUCGACGCUAUUGUGAAGAUGACAACAUUCCUAUUGCAAAAGAAACAUGUAACAUGGGGGAUUGUUUUGAAUGGAAAACAGGUCCUUGGGAACCGUGUCCAGUAAAAUGUGGAAAUGGUACUACACAUCGAGUUCUAAGUUGCCAGUCCUCGUCUGAUCAAAAAGUUGAUGAAUCUUAUUGCUCUUCUUUAAAUCGACCUCCAGCAAGUAAAAGUUGUUCUUCUGGCCUGUCUUGUUCCAGUAAUCUUGGUAUCAAGAAGAAGAAUCCUCUGCAGAAUCGUUUCAAAGAAUGGAAGCCUCCCCCUUUACGCACCCUUAGUGACACUAACUCUAUUCCGGAAUUUAAUCGAGCUAUUUGGAAGGAAGGAAGAUGGUCGAAGUGCUCAAAUACUUGUGGUGAAGGCGUAAAAAGGAGAACAAUAACUUGCCAUGAUUCUCAUGACGACUCACGCCUUUCUUUGAGUUAUUGCGAUUCCAAAAGGAAACCUAAGACCACAGAAAAAUGUAUUGGUAGACAGUGUACUCAUUGGGAAACUGAAGAAUGGUCUGAGUGUUUCUGCGAUUCAAAAUCGAAAAGUAGGAAAGUUACUUGCAUUAUAGAAAAAAACAAAUUCGGGAUUAAUGAGUGCAACAUAGAAGAAAAACCGCAUUCUUCUGAAAAUUGUGAAUGUAUUCAUAAAAUGCAUAUCCAGCCUCAUGCAGUAAACUAUUCUGAGUGGAAAAUUGGUCCGUGGGCUGAAUGCUCAGUUUCCUGUGGCAAUGGUGUGAAACGUCGCCAAGUUGUUUGUUAUAAUAUUUUUGAUGGAGUCGAAAGUUUCGAUUGUGAUCUACAUCGUAAACCGUCAGAAACACUUGAAUGCAAUAACGGCCCGUGUCCAGACUGGUCUGCAGAUAAAUGGAGUGAGUGUAGUGUUUCCUGUGGAAAUGGAACGCAAGUACGUUCUGUUCUUUGCUUUAAUGAUAAUGGAGAAAUAAUGCCUGAUAGUUCAUGCAACCUGCUAAAGAAGCCUAAAGAAGAACAAUCUUGUUUCAAGAAGUCUUGCUCAGAAUUAACUUAUGAAUUCAAUUGGAUUAUAGGACCAUGGCCCCAGUGCUCUGCAACCUGUGGCGAAGGGACUCAGUAUCGCAGUGUGGUUUGUGUAAAUGCUGAAGGUCAUGAAGAGGUUGAAGAAAAAUGUCCCUCUCCGAAACCUACUGUUGUACAAUCUUGUUUGUUAAGCUUGUGUUCUAGCUGGAAAUGGUCAGAAUGGAGUCAGUGUCCCAAAAGUUGCGUGUUUCAUCAACAAUAUCGACAUGCUCACUGCAUUCGGGGCGAAAGGAUAGUUAAUGAUGAAGAUUGUUUUGAGCCUAAACCUGCAACUGAGAGAAGGCAAUGUAAAAUUCCUCCCGAGUGCUCUUAUAAGUGGCGCAAAGGAAUUUGGUCACAGUGUUAUGCGUCUUGUGGAUCUACUUACAAAACCCGUGAAGUUGUUUGUGUUGAUAAUGAAAAUAAUCGUGUGCCUGAAGAAUUGUGUUCCUCUCAGAAUAGACCUAAAAGAAAGCGAAAAUGCAAUCUAAAAUCCUGUCCUUAUACCUGGGUAUCAGGACAGUGGUCUGAAUGUUCGAAGACGUGUAAUGAAGGUAUUCGACAACGUCAUGUGGCUUGUCAUGCUGUAAAUGAGUAUGGCUGGGUUGAACCUGAAGAAAUUGAGAAGCAUUUUUGUGUAAUGGGAGCUCGAGAACCUAAGACCGUAGAAGCAUGCAAUUAUGGUAACUGCUCUAGUGGAUUCAUCUGGAAGCCAGAAGAAUGGCAAUCGUGUAAAGGACCUUGUCAAAAUGCAAAACAGAAACGCAAAUUGCACUGUUUUGAUUUAGAAGGAAAAAGAGUUCCGAAUCGAAGAUGUAAUCCAUCUUUCAAGCCAAAAAAGAAAAGACGGUGCUCUUCAUCUCCUGAGUGUCCUCCAAAGAGCUGUAUGGAUAUUCAUAAUUCCCAAGGAAAAACAGAUAAUGGAAAUUACCAAAUUGUUGUUAGAGGGAAGCUUGUUAUUGUGUAUUGUAAUGCUAUGGAUACACCAUAUCCACAAGAAUACAUAAAUUUGCGGGAUAGGAACUAUGCAGUAAUACAUUCAACAAAUUUAGGAAGCCAGUAUGAUACUUCUGAACGCUGUCUAACUACUAACGUCGGUCGUGAUUGCGAUUGUGACAGAAAAGAUUUCGGAUAUACUGUAUUUACAAAAAUAGCCUUAAAUAUAUCUAGCCUGAAAUUAAUUACUGAUGAUUUUACAUUUAGUCAAACUUAUCAUGGUAAACCUGUGCCUUAUGGAACUGCGGGAGAUUGUUUUAGAAGACCAGAUUGCCCACAAGGCAUGUUUUUCAUCUCUCUUCAAGGAACUGGCUUCCGAGUAGCACAGGACACUAAUUGGAUAUCAAGAACUGGUGCUGGUCAAAUUUUCAUUCGAAGAACUAUGAAUGACGAAGUUGUAAAAGGCAAAUGUGGAGGUUAUUGCGAUUUAUGUAUUCCUGACCCCAAAAUUGGUCUUGCGGUUGAUAUUUCGUGAUGAUCAAGAAAUUAACUAAAUUUUAUCAGUAUUCUUCAUCAGUUGUAAUCAUCUCUGGAAAGCAUUGUGAAUAGGCAUGACUCUCAUCCAAGAUCUUGUGUUCAUCUCUUCGGAAAUGUGAUUGUUUUUGAACUGGAUAUAACAUGACAUUUAGAAUAUAAGAAGUCGUUUUUUCUCUCAUACAUGCAUCCAAUUUUGAUUGAUGCAGUGAUAGUAAAUGUGCAUGUAUGUCAAAUUAAGGAGGAGAAGGUGAAUCUCUUAUGACCCGAUAGAAAUUGAAUGCACAUCUCAUCAUUUUUAUGUGCGUCUGUCUUUGACCCUAAGUGUUCUUUUCUGAUUAUGUUUUAAAAUCAGUAUUCUUAUGCAAAAAACAUGUGUAAGGUGAUGGUUGAAUUGUAUUUAGAGCAGUGAUGUAGCGAGCACGGAGCAAGGGAUGCCUCGAACGUCAAGAAAAUAGAAUAUUGCGCUUAUGCCAGUUUUAAAAGACGAGGGGGGGGGGGGCAUUCCUUGGACGUCCUUUAUCGUUGCCAAACCACUGAUGGUGACUGUGGACAAAAUAAUCAUUUUAAGACCCGAGCGCCUCUUACUUCGCUACGUCAUUAAAUUAGAGAAGCAAAUGAUAAUCACACGAAUUUUGAUCAGAUCUUUUGACAUGUGAAAAAAUGCAUCAUAUGCAAGCACUUUUAUGCCGAUGCUAUUUAUUUUAAUUUGCAUUUUUGUUAAUAUAUACACAAACUAUUUAUCUUACCAGAUGCAAUGCAUUUCUGAGUUUAGCAUUAAAUAAGGAGUACCAUUUAAUGGAUUUUAUUUAUUUUGUUUAGAUAGACUGCCAAUGAAUUUUCAGCUAAUGUUAAGUUUGAUUUUUUUUAUUUAUUUAUCAAAAAAUUUUGAGUAAUUUGAUACUUAGUAUUAACUUUGAGCUGAAUAAAUUUCCCCGUAUUAAAUGUUUCUAAGUAUAUCAUUAUUAAUAGCAAUGAAUUUUUAGCAUGUGUUUUUAAUAUACUGUUUAAUUUUAUGUCAGAUAUGAAUAUUCACAUGUUCGUGAAAAUAACUUUAGAUUACUUUUUUCAGUUAUUUUUACAAUAUCUGAAAUAUAUAAUAAGUUCCUACAUGGAGGCUGUGGUAUUAUUAGUUUGUAAUAAUGCAUUUAAAAUGAUUAUUGAAGCAAUUUAAAUAAUUUUAAAUUUAUUUUUGUGAUUCAAGAUGUUUAUCCUGUGGCUGUAUUUUUCAGUGUAUUAUAUUUGAUACCUAUUUAAUAUCAUUUGUUAAACAAUACAUUUAUAUUUAUUUAAUAUAUGUAAUUAUAGAUGUAAAUUCUCUGAAUUUGUAAAUACUGUCUUUGUGAUGUUCGGUUCUAACUCAAGCUGUUUUUCUUUUGACGUGUCUACCUCAUCUUAUGAGAACUUUUGAAUGUAAAGUGUUAUUUAUUUAGUAAUUUUUAUUUUUGUAAGGUGAAGAUGAAAUCUCAUAAUUUAAUUUUUUUUUUCCUUCGCACUGCCAUUUUUCCUUCUAUCAUUUCAUGUGUCGAUUCUGAAGCAUCUUCAGCUGUUACUGCGGCAUUACUCAUUCAGCUGCAAGUAUCUGUCAUGGUUGAUGUCAGUGUUGUUUCAAAUUGUACAUAACCAUGUGACACUGCCAAAAUUUUUACCCAUAUGGUGUGGACCAAUAGUGUACAUAUAUUUGUAUAAAUGAUUUAAAUGAGUGAAUGCGGAAGAAUAAAUGGUAACUGCCUUUUAAAGAACACGAUGCAUAAAAUGUGUUCUUUUUGUAAUAAGAUUUACAAGGCGGAAAUUUUCUUUUAUUAAUUUUUGGGUUUGUAUGACAUUCAAAUUUUUUAGUUCGAUUUUAUUAGAUUUUCUUAUAAUAAAUUUUCGUAGCACAUUGUAAAUGUUGUUGUUAUUAUUUUGCAAUGAUAUAAGUUUGAUCUGCCAAAAUAAUUUUAUUUUACUCUUAACUGCCGAGUCUAACAGUACAAUUUUUAGAUUGUGCGAAUCUAGUUUCCAAAAUUAUUUGAUAAUUAUGCCUGUCAAAUCAAUUUUAUGUAUACAUGCUAUCUCCAGCCCUUGUUUUUAUGUAAAUGACCUUUAUCAAUCAAUGCAGAAAACUAAUAAAAAUGUAUAUAA
Messenger RNA from Argiope bruennichi, 7882 nucleotides. RefSeq names its product A disintegrin and metalloproteinase with thrombospondin motifs 9-like. The transcript is spliced from 37 exons. The coding region runs from base 159 to 5759 and encodes 1866 amino acids. The record is from RefSeq and is a predicted model, not a curated record. Gene Ontology annotation, cellular component: extracellular matrix. Gene Ontology annotation, biological process: proteolysis; extracellular matrix organization. Lineage: Eukaryota; Metazoa; Arthropoda; Arachnida; Araneae; Araneidae. Gene Ontology annotation, molecular function: zinc ion binding; metalloendopeptidase activity.